UUCUCUGAUUGCUCUGGUUGUUGCGCAGCGCAGCGCGGUGAGGUGAGGUGCGGCGAGGUGCGGCGAGGUGAGGUGAGGUGAGGUGAGGUGAGGCGCACGGUAGCGCACGGUCACUCUGCGCACGGCAACUGCACACACUGCGGAUUGCGUUUUCUCAGUAACCAGGAACCACCAUGAGAUUUGCGCACAGGCUCGAUUGACGCAAACAGGAGGAAUUUUUUUUUUUUACAUUAAUUUUUCAGCACCUUUUGCUCGGCGCAGGAGGAACCUGAAUGAUCUAACAGACUGUUUUUUCUAGUAAUUGAGAAGAUGUGGCGUGUUUUAAUCCCUGAGUUUGUGCAUGUGGUGGUUGCGGUGACGUGCCUGGCGCUGGUGUGGUGCCCGAGCGCGGCGGCUCUGGCCGGCUCUUGCGAGAUGGUGCGCAUCCCGUUGUGCCAACCCAUGCCCUGGAACAUGACCAAGAUGCCCAACCACUUGCACCACAGCACGCAGGCCAACGCGGUGCUCGCCAUCGAGCAGUACGAGGCGCUGCUGGAAACCGGUUGCAGCCCGGAUCUCCUAUUUUUCCUGUGCGCCAUGUACGCACCCAUCUGCACCAUCAGCUUUCAGCGCGACCCCAUCAAGCCGUGCAAGUCGGUGUGCGAGCGCGCAAAGACGGGCUGUGAACCCGUGCUCAAGAAGUACAACCAUUCGUGGCCCGAGAGUCUGGCGUGCGACGAGCUCCCGGUGUACGACCGCGCCGUGUGCAUCUCACCAGAGGCCAUCGUCAAAGCAGAUCCAACAGAUCGGUGCAAGUGUAAGUCGGUGAAACUCGGCCAAAAGACCUAUACAAAGAACAAUUACAAUUAUGUGAUACGUGCACGUGUGAAAGAGAUAAAAAGCCGCAGUCACGACCUCAGCGCUGUGGUGGAAGUGAAGGACGUGCUGAAGUCUUCCCUGGUUCACAUUCCUCGUGACACCGUGACGCUGCACUACAGUUCGGGGUGUCUGUGUCCCCCACUUCUGCCCAACGAAGAGUACAUCAUCAUGGGCUACGAGAACGAGGAACGAUCACGGUUGCUUCUUAUUGAGGGGUCCAUCGCACAGAAGUGGAGAGACCGAGUGGGACGCAAAGUGAAGCGCUGGGAUCAGGCCCUGAGUAAAGGAAGGAAACCGGAUCAGGACAGACGCGUCCGUCCCUGACCUCGCUCCGGCACAAACUGAACCCCGACCACACAAAAAAGUAUCAGAGAAAACUGAAAAAUAAUUGCACUAAUGUAUGUUCUUCUUGAUGCGUAAGGAGUUGUAGCAGAGAUGUUUUUAGUUGUUGCUUUGUAAGUUUUUUUUAGCAAUAUCUUUUUUUUUUUAUUUGCCUUUGCACGAACAAAAUGUUCAUGUCAACAUUGCUGCAUAUGUGUGUGCAUGGGUAUGGACUUGGUGUUAUGGGCUUGGGGGGUGGGGGUGUUGGGGGUGAGGUUUAAUGAUUGUGCUGGAAGAGAAGAUGGGGCAUGAGAGAGCUUAUACAGGAGAAGAUGACAGUUUUCUAGAAGAAGGAACGGCGUUUGGACGCGACGAGGAGCAGCAUGGAGUCAUGCUGAAGUCUCCCUUUCGCUGGAUUCAAACAGAACAGAUGGAGGAGGCGUCGUUUUGGCAUGAGACGCGAACACGAGGACAAAUCUGAAAGGCUGUAAUGGAGACGAAAUGUUAAGCGUUAACGAAUUACUUUCGUUCGAAAGAAUUUUUUUUUGCAUAAUAUCGCCAUAACUCUUAGGCACAUGUUUGAUAUUCCUGACCAAUAGGACGCCGUUUAUGAACAAGAACGCAUAAUACGUAGCAUGAAUGCAGUGGUUUAUUGAAGACAGCUGUUUUUUUGUUUGUUUGUUUUUGUUUUUUUAUAUUGGUCUGAUUGAUACAAGAUGAUUCAUCCUUCGCUCGAGCCAUUAUUCACCCUGCCUGUUAUCACAUUUACAUCCACUAUUAAACAUAUCUGACUGAG
Silurus meridionalis is the source of this 1975-nucleotide messenger RNA. RefSeq names its product frizzled related protein (gene frzb). Gene Ontology annotation, molecular function: Wnt-protein binding. Bases 310 to 1182 code for a protein of 290 amino acids. NCBI's taxonomy places the organism in Eukaryota, Metazoa, Chordata, Actinopteri, Siluriformes, Siluridae. Gene Ontology annotation, biological process: non-canonical Wnt signaling pathway; canonical Wnt signaling pathway. The record is from RefSeq and is a predicted model, not a curated record. The transcript has 5 exons. Gene Ontology annotation, cellular component: cytoplasm.